Molecule: messenger RNA, 1133 nt
Organism: Acanthisitta chloris (rifleman)
Lineage: Eukaryota; Metazoa; Chordata; Aves; Passeriformes; Acanthisittidae
Gene: BPHL
Product: biphenyl hydrolase-like (serine hydrolase)
Exons: 7
Coding region: 129-800 (223 amino acids)
Source: RefSeq, a predicted model, not a curated record
UCCUGCCCCGCGCCCCGACCGCCUGCUACGGCACCUCAAUAACAUCGGCCAAAAUCCAAGUGAAUGGAGUCCACUUGCAUUACCAGCAGACAGGAGAAGGAAGCCAUGCAGUUCUUCUGCUUCCUGGAAUGCUAGGGAGUGGUCAAACUGACUUUGGCCCACAGCUCAAGUCUAUGAAUAAGCAGCUUUUCACGGUUGUUGCUUGGGAUCCUCGAGGAUAUGGACAGUCCAUUCCUCCAUCUCGAGACUUUCCUCCAGAUUUCUUUGAGAGAGAUGCAAAAGAUGCUGUGGAUCUUAUGCAGGCACUGAAAUUUAAGAAGUUCUCUUUGCUGGGCUGGAGUGAUGGUGGAAUUACAGCACUCAUUGCAGCUGCGAAGUAUCCAAACCUUAUCCACAAGUUGGUUGUCUGGGGAGCAAAUGCCAGUGUUACAGAGGAGGAUGUGAGGAUUUAUAAUGGCAUCCGAGAUGUUUCCAAAUGGAGUGAAAAGGUCAAGAAACCACUGGAAGAUAUGUAUGGACACCAGUACUUCGCAAAAACCUGUGAGGCUUGGGUAGAUGGAAUAUCUCGCUUUGCUGAAAAUUCAGAUGGUAAUAUCUGCCAACAGUUGCUGCCAGAUAUUAAAUGCCCCACAUUUAUAAUUCAUGGUGAGAAAGACCCUUUGGUUCCACAAGCUCAUGCAGAAUACAUUCAUAAGCACAUUAAAGGCUCUCGGUUGCUCCUGAUGCCAGAAGGAAAGCAUAAUCUACACCUGCGUUUUGCAGAGGACUUCAAUAGACAAGUGGAAGAUUUCCUACGCUGACUUAAACUCUAAAACAAGUUAGAGGUGCUUGUCCUUUGCCUUGUUUAGAAAUUUUAGAUAGCUUUCCAUUUUCAUUCAAGUAAUAGGUAGGUUUGAGUCCUGUAAGAAAAAAAAUUAAACAUUUGCAUGAGAAACAUACAUUUUGAGACUAAGUAAGCCUCAGUGAAUCAGAGCACACAAAUGUGCUGCAAGACUUCUGAAAUGUCUUUAAACUCACUUCAUGCCACACAGGAAGAACAGCUGUCCUAUGUCCAAUAAAGGUGUCAAGAAAGACAAAACGUGAUCUAGAAUACAUGCCUUUAUGUGCUCAUAACAUUAAAGGACAAAAAACAU